Molecule: messenger RNA, 2838 nt
Organism: Debaryomyces tyrocola
Lineage: Eukaryota; Fungi; Ascomycota; Pichiomycetes; Serinales; Debaryomycetaceae
Source: the annotation of a GenBank genome assembly
AUGGCGUUCUUUGAAACUAUACGCGACAAGGCCGUGAGUACAAUUAACCAAGUAUUGGAUAAGAAGAAUGUUUCGGGUCUCACAAAAGAUCAAUUGUUUUGUCAUGAAAAUCGUUUACCAGGAGAUGAAUCAAUUAUAGAUGAAUCAGCGGUUGAGGUUGGAAUUAAAUCAGAAGAAAGUAAAGAUCAUUAUAAGAAUCUACCAAUUCCACAAGGUAGAAUAUACUUGACACAGCACUUUUUAGUGUUUCGUGAUGCAUUUGAUAGAAGGAAUUGUUCUUUUUCAUUACACUUAUCUACGGUUAAGAAAGUUGAAAGAUUACCCACAGCAUCAUACGGAUUUGCAUUGGCGAUAUCUACACAUAGUAAACUAAAAAUCACAUUGUCUCUUAUUGGGCUUCGGUCAGAGAGUGAAAAAUUUGCCCACAAUAUGAAAUUGGCAUUGAAGAAGAACUUGCCCAAUAUUCAAAAGUUACAACCUUUCAUUCAAACAUGCUAUUCUGAAUAUUUGUUAUCCAAGAAUAAGAUAUCAGAUGAGAAGAUUGAAGUAAUCCCAGCGGGCGGUCUUGGAUUAAAGUUCAAGUUUCCAGGUAAUGCUAAGGAAUCUAGAGAUAAAUCCAAAAUGAAAUUAUGGUUCGAUCUUUUCAGGGUAGAUGGGAGGAAUUUGUCGCUUAUAAAGUCACCUAUGUUUUAUAGGUUGGUAAGAGUCGGCUUACCCAAUAGGUUGAGAGGUGAAAUAUGGGAAUUAUGUUGCGGGUCAAUGUACUUAAGAUUAGCAAAUCAAAAGGAAUAUCAAGAAUUAUUGAAUAACAAUAAGGGCAAGCAAUCAUUGGCCAUCGAAGAAAUAGAGAAAGAUUUAAACAGAUCGUUACCUGAAUACGCUGCCUAUCAAAGUCCAGAGGGAAUUACAAGGUUACGUAAUGUAUUGACGGCCUAUUCCUGGAAGAAUGCGGAAGUAGGAUAUUGCCAAGCCAUGAAUAUUGUGGUUGCCGCUCUACUUAUAUUUAUGUCAGAAGAACAAGCAUUUUGGUGUUUAAAUGUUUUGUGUGAUAGAAUUGUUCCAGGAUAUUACUCACGAACAAUGUAUGGUACACUUUUAGAUCAAAGGGUAUUCGAAUCUUUAGUUCAGGACACAGUACCAAUGUUAUGGGAGCAUAUUACAAAAAAUGAUAUUCAAUUGUCUGUUGUAUCUUUGCCGUGGUUUCUUUCAUUGUAUUUAAGCUCUAUGCCCUUGGUAUUUGCAUUCAGGAUUCUUGAUGUUUUUUUCUUGCAAGGUCCGAAAACAUUGUUUCAAGUUGCAAUUGCUAUAUUAAAAUUAAAUGGUGAAGAAUUGUUAAAGACAGAAGAUGAUGGAACGUUUAUUUCAAUCUUAAAGAAUUAUUUUCAAACUUUGGAUCAAUCGGCGCACCCUGACUCCCCAAAUCAAAAAUAUAGAUCGAUCACCAAAUUUCAGGAAUUAUUAGUAACAGCAUUCAAGGAAUUUUCUGUUAUAGAUGAUGAUAUGAUAAACAAACAUCGUAGUAAACACAGAGAUACAAUUUAUCAAAAUAUUUCUACAUUCGUUAAGAGGACCGAAUUGAGAAACCUACCAAGGACCAACAAUUUUAAUCAAGAUAUAUUGGGCAUAAUUUACGAUAGAUUUUAUUCUAUCGUAGAGUCUUAUAGUGUUACAAUGGGUUCGGGAUCUAGUAUGGAUUUUAAGGCGUUCAAAAGAUUUAUGUCGGAAAUCUGUGAUUGGGUCCAAGACCAAAAUGAUACGGAACAACAUAAUGACCUGGAUGAGAAUAAUGAAGAAUUCUUACAUAGGUUAUUUUCCCACUGGUCCUCCGAAGGGGAAGAUACACUCACUUUGUCUGAUUUGGUCGUAGGUUUAAAUAAGUUAUAUGAACCUGAUUUAAUGACUUCGAUAACGAAUUUCUUCCAGUUAUAUUGCAAUGAAGAUGGAAAAAUUGAUAGAGAAGGAAUUUUACAAAUCUCAGAAGAUUUGUUAUACCUUACAACUCCCUGGAAAGAUGGCUUGCUAUUGGACCAUAUAACGGAAGGGGCGAUCGAAAAUGCAAUUGCUGAUGAGAUUUAUAAACGACAGAAGGAGAAUGGAGCCAAGUUUGAUGAAAAAGAUAUUUCUUUACCAACAGAAGCUAAUAUAGAUAAACAAAAAUUGGAGAAUCAACAAAUGGAAAGAUACCUAUCAGCGGCAAGUACCUUUAUACAAAGGUCUUUUGAAUACGCACAGCCGGAGGAUGACGAAUUGCUUAUCAAGGAUUUGGCAAUUGAUAAUAGAAUUUCACAUAAUGCUGCACUCAAUCCUAAUACACCCGUUUUCGUUAAUUUACCAACAUUUAGAAUGGUUGUUUUAGCUGAUGAAACUUACGAAUUAUUCUUCAGUAAGACAUUGCGAACCUCUAUUCAUGUAUCGAAACCGCUUGAUUCCAAAUUUAAUACCAUCCGUAAUUUGAGAGACAUGUUCGAUGGAUUACUAGCUGAUGGUAGGAAGGUUGCAAAUAAGGUUCGUCGUCGUAUGGACUCAGCUGCUACUAGCACUUUGAAUAAUCCUAACGGUGGUAGUGACAAUGCGACAUUGAAGUCAAGCAGCCCAGAAAAGAGUAAAGACGAAGAAGAAGAAAGGGAUGAUGACUUUGGUGUUAUUUCUAUAGAUGAAAAGGAUAAAGAUUUAUUAUUAGGAGCUGAGGGCCAGGUUUCUGUUGACCCCAUAAAGAAUUCCCAUUCGACUAGCGAAGAAUUAUCAAAAUUCCGGAACGCGGAAGAUAUGUCAAAAAAACAAAAUAUUGGAAAAGAUGUUAGUGGUAAAGAUAAAAAUUUGAUCGAAUUCGAAACCUAG